This is a messenger RNA of Olea europaea var. sylvestris, 719 nucleotides long. Its product is annotated as actin-depolymerizing factor 7-like. Gene Ontology annotation, cellular component: actin cytoskeleton; cytoplasm. Lineage: Eukaryota; Viridiplantae; Streptophyta; Magnoliopsida; Lamiales; Oleaceae. Bases 129 to 542 code for a protein of 137 amino acids. Gene Ontology annotation, molecular function: actin filament binding. Gene Ontology annotation, biological process: actin filament depolymerization. The record is from RefSeq and is a predicted model, not a curated record. The transcript is spliced from 3 exons.
UUUUCUCCCAUUUUAAAACAGCCUAACUUCUCCUCUCUUGGAUCCACCUUCCUUGUUAUGCCAUCUCCCUUUAUUUUCUCCAUUCCACAUUGUUUUGAAGCUCGUUCUACUCUUUUUUGGAAGACAACAUGGCAAAUUCUGCAUCUGGAAUGGCAGUCCAUGAUGAAUGCAAACUGAAAUUCUUGGAAUUAAAAACAAAAAGAAACUAUCGUUACAUAGUAUUCAAGAUUGAGAAUCAACAAGUUAUUGUGGAGAAACUUGGGGAUCCUCAAGACAGUUAUGAUGAUUUCACUGCCUCUCUGCCUACAAAUGAAUGUCGUUAUGCUGUCUAUGAUUUCGACUUCACUACUAAUGAGAAUUGCCAGAAAAGCAAGAUUUUCUUCGUUGCUUGGUCACCAGAAACCUCUAAAAUCAGAAUGAAAAUGGUGUAUGCAAGUACAAAGGACAGGUUUAAGAGGGAAUUGGAUGGAAUUCAAGUUGAACUGCAAGCAACUGAUCCCAGUGAAAUGAGCAUUGAUAUUGUAAAAGAGCGUGCACACUAAAAGCUUGUUUGUCGUAGUUGAAAUGCCACAACAGUAUUUAAAAACAUGAUUCUUUUACUAGUAAGAAUUGUCUUAUCAAUGAAAGAAGAUCAAAUUUUUAGUCAAUUUUGAUGAAAAAGCUACUUCUCUUGUAUAAAGAAGCAGAGCUAAACGUGCUCACAGUAUCGUAGUUCUUUU